Molecule: messenger RNA, 1401 nt
Organism: Vanderwaltozyma polyspora DSM 70294
Lineage: Eukaryota; Fungi; Ascomycota; Saccharomycetes; Saccharomycetales; Saccharomycetaceae
Gene: AVT5
Product: amino acid transporter
Exons: 1
Coding region: 1-1401 (466 amino acids)
Biological process (GO): amino acid transmembrane transport
Cellular component (GO): fungal-type vacuole membrane
Molecular function (GO): L-arginine transmembrane transporter activity; L-histidine transmembrane transporter activity; L-glutamate transmembrane transporter activity
Source: RefSeq, a predicted model, not a curated record
AUGUCAUCGUCUGUACGUUCUGGUGUUUUAACGUUGCUUCACACUGCUUGUGGUGCUGGUAUCCUUGCAAUGCCAUAUGCAUUCAAACCAUAUGGUCUAAUAACAGGUUUUAUAAUGAUCAUUAUUUGUGGAAUAUGUGCGAUGAUUGGUUUAUUAUUACAAUCAAGAGUAUCAAGCUAUGUUCCUGUAAGAAACGCUUCAUUCUUUACAUUAACUCAGAUAACGAAUCCGAAUUUAAGUAUUGUAUUCGAUUUAGCCAUUGCCAUCAAAUGCUUUGGUGUCGGUGUUUCCUAUAUGAUUGUUGUUGGCGAUGUGCUACCACAAGUUUUAUCUACGUUUACAAAUCACGAAUGGCUGCUUAACAGAAAUGUUAAUAUUACAUUGGUAAUGCUGUUCAUCGUGACACCGUUAUGUUUCCUCAAGAAUUUGAAUUCACUAAGAUAUGCUUCGAUGUUGGCAAUCUCAUCGGUUGCUUAUUUAUGUGCUUUGGUUUUAAUUCAUUUUAUUAUGCCAAAUGAUGAAACCCAUAAUUUUAAAGGCGACGUCUCUUGGGGGUUACCCAAAAAUGGAUUAAAUCCAUUGACAACGUUACCCAUUUACGUCUUUGCAUAUACCUGCCACCAUAAUAUGUUUUCUGUUAUCAAUGAACAAAUGGAUCCAACUUACAAUAGUGUCAAGAAAAUCGCCAUUAUAUCGAUGAUACUAGCUGGUUUCCUAUAUAUACUAAUCGGCGGAGCAGGUUAUUUAACGUUUGGUGAUCACAUUACUGGUAACAUUAUAACGUUGUACCCGCAAAAUAUUUCCACAACCAUUGGUAGAAUAGCUAUAAUUUUCUUGGUUACUUUAGCUUUCCCAUUGCAAUGCCAUCCUGCUCGUGCAUCAAUCAACCAUAUCAUACACUAUUUCAAACCAGCUCAAGACAACAAGAAUUCAAACCCAGCUGGGUUCUCAGAGACCACAACCCUAAUGGAUAACCAGUCCCCACCCCCACCAGCAAUUCUGCAACAGAUAACUCAAGACCCAUUAACAAUACCAACCGAAGAGCUUAUAGAAGAAGAGUACCCAGAACAAGACCACCCUUUCGAAACGAUACCACUGGAACAAAGCCAAUUCACAAUCAUUACAAUAGGUAUCCUGGUGUCUGCAUACUUCUUGGCAAUCUCAGUUACUUCAUUAGCAAGAGUCCUGGCAAUCGUAGGUGCAACAGGUUCAACUUCAAUAUCAUUCAUACUACCAGGAUUAUUCGGUUACCAAUUAAUAGGCUCAGAGUACAAGAAUUUCAAUGAAAUGCCAAUCAAGACAAAAGCAACUAAAAUAGCUUCUGCUGUUCUAGUGACUUGGGGAACCUUUAUAAUGUUCGCAUCAUUGUUUGCAUCAUUGUUCCUGGGUGCCUCUCAUUGA